CCUUCGCAAAGUCCCAAGAUAAGCACAGGUGUUAUAUUUUAGACUAACAUCAGCUCAAAACCAGAGGAAUAAUAAGAAAGACGCUGGGACAGCAUACUAUGACUGGGGAUACAUACCUGAUGCUACUCUCUGCAGUAGCCUGUUUAUGUGUUCUAAACACUGAGGCUUAUUCGGGAAAUAUCUCACUCACUCUUCCAGACAGGAGGUCAAAUGCAGUUUGUGGCAUCAACUGUGAUUUUGAAAGUGAUAUCUGCAGUUGGACUCAGUUGGUGACUGAUGUUUUUGAUUGGACAAGACACACAGGUUCUACCCCUUCAUCAAUGACCGGUCCCUCCUCUGACCAUACAACAGGAAGUGGUUUUUAUAUCUACAUCGAGGGUGACAGUGCAACUCAUGGUGACACGGCCCGUCUCCUCAGUUCAGAAUGUGCUGACCCUCAACCUCAGUGUCUGCAGUUUUGGUACCACAUUUAUGGUACCAGCAGCACCUUGGGACUGACCGUCUACCUGCUUGAGGGCAACAAGGCCCAGGAGGUGUGGAGGAGGAGAGAAAAUCAUGGAAACAUGUGGCAUCAUGCACUAAUGGACCUGAGACCAAAGACUACGUUUCAGGUCAUCUUUGAGGGGCGUAGAGGAAGCACAGCCCUGUCAGAUGUUGCUGUUGAUGAUGUCUCUCUGCACAGAGGAACCUGUGAUGAUUUAAUAAACCAGGUUACUCCAUCACCUACAUCUCAGAUGUCAUUGCCACCAGAUUCAACAACGCCCAUCCAAACUACCACCACAACCACCCAAACCACAACCAGACUCAUCCAACUUACCACCACAACUGUCAAAACUGUCCCACCUACAGAUGUACCAAACACCCCAGCACCAAUUUGUAGCAUCAACUGUGAUUUUGAAAGCAAUAUCUGCAGUUGGAAUCAGUUGCUUACUGAUGUUUUUGAUUGGACAAGACACACAGGCUCCACCCCCUCAUCAAUGACUGGUCCUUCCUUUGACCACACAACAGGAAGUGGUUUUUAUAUCUACAUUGAGGGUGACAGUGCAACUCAUGGUGACACGGCCCGUCUCCUCAGUUCAGAAUGUGCUGACCCUCAACCUCAGUGUCUGCAGUUUUGGUAUCACAUUUACGGUACCAGCAGCACCAUGGGACUGACCGUCUACCUGCUGGAGGGCAACAGGGCCCAGGAAGUGUGGAGCAGAAGAGAAAACCAUGGAGACAUGUGGCAUCAUGCACUGGUUGAACUGAGACCAAAGACAAAGUUUCAGGUCAUCUUUGAGGGACGUAGAGGAAGCACAGCCCUGUCAGAUGUUGCUAUUGAUGAUGUCUCUCUGCACAGAGGAACCUGUGAUGAUUUAAUAAACCAUGUGACUCCAUCACCAACAUCUCUGGUGUCAACGCCACCAGCUUCAACAACACCACAGCCUGCACCAAUCCAAACUACCACAACAACUGUCCAAACUACAGUCAGACCCACUCCACCUACAGACAUACCAAACACCCCAGCACCAAUUUGCAGCAUCAACUGUGAUUUUGAAAGUAAUAUCUGCAGUUGGAAUCAGUUGCUGACUGACGUUUUUGAUUGGACAAGACACACAGGCUCCACCCCCUCAUCAAUGACUGGUCCCUCCGCUGACCACACAACAGGAAGUGGUUUUUAUAUCUACAUUGAGGGUGACAGUGCAACUCAUGGUGACACGGCCCGUCUCCUCAGUUCAGAAUGUGCUGACCCUCAACCUCAGUGUCUGCAGUUUUGGUAUCACAUUUACGGUACCAGCAGCACCAUGGGACUGACCGUCUACCUGCUGGAGGGCAACAGGGCCCAGGAGGUGUGGAGCAGAAGAGAAAACCAUGGAGACAUGUGGCAUCAUGCACUGGUUGAACUGAGACCAAAGACAAAGUUUCAGGUCAUCUUUGAGGGACGUAGAGGAAGCACAGCCCUGUCAGAUGUUGCUAUUGAUGAUGUCUCUCUGCACAGAGGAACCUGUGAUGAUUUAAUAAACCAUGUGACUCCAUCACCAACAUCUCUGGUGUCAACGCCACCAGCUUCAACAACACCACAGCCUGCACCAAUCCAAACUACCACAACAACUGUCCAAACUACAGUUAGACCCACUCCACCUACAGACGUACCAAACACCCCAGCACCAAUUUGCAGCAUCAACUGUGAUUUUGAAAGUGAUAUCUGCAGUUGGAAUCAGCUGCUGACUGACGUUUUUGAUUGGACGAGACACACAGGCUCCACCCCCUCAUCAAUGACUGGUCCCUCUUUUGACCACACAACAGGAAGUGGUUUUUAUAUCUACAUUGAGGGUGACAGCGCAACUCACGGUGACACGGCCCGUCUCCUCAGUUCAGAAUGUACUGACCCUCAACCUCAGUGUCUGCAGUUUUGGUAUCACAUUUACGGUACCAGCAGUACCAUGGGACUGAGUGUCUACCUGCUGGAGGGCAACAGGGCCCAGGAGGUGUGGAGGAAGAGAGAAAACCAUGGAGACAUUUGGCACCGUGCUCUAGUGGACCUAAGACCAAAGACUAAGUUUCAGGUCAUCUUUGAGGGGCGUAGAGGAAGCACAGCCCUGUCAGAUGUUGCCAUUGAUGAUGUCUCUCUGCACAGAGGAACCUGUGAUGAUUUUAUAAACCAGGUCACUCCAUCACCUACAUCUCAAUGGUCAACAAAUAAUCCAGUGACCUCUCCGGUGGGAAUCGUAACAGUCCCAUCUUCAACAAUGUUACAAACCACAGCUGCACCUCUUCAAUCUACGGCAACUACGGCUGCACAAGCAGCUAAUACAGAUAAUUGUAUCCCAACUACAACUGAACUCGUCCAAACUACAGCUGUCACUGUACAAACUACAACUAUACCAAGCACAACUACAGGUGCACCCAUCCAAACAACAUCUGCACCCAUCCAAACUACAGCCGCACCUGUCAUAACUACAGCCGCACCCAUCCAAACAACAGCCGCACCUGUUCAAACUACAGCCGCACCCAUUCAGUCUACAGCAAGGCCCAUCCAAACUACAGACAUCCCGGUCUCAAUGCCCCCUUGCCCCACAAACAGUCAUUACACUGACUGCAUCCCUGCCUGCCAGCCUACUUGUACAUACCUGCACGGCCCUCCUGACUGCAACACUGAUGGGCCGUGUGUGCAGGGCUGUGUGUGUGAUGAUGGCUUUGUGCUUAAACAACAUGCAUGUGUGCCCAUUCGUGAAUGUGGUUGCCAAGACGGUCAUGGCAAUAACCACAAUUUUGGUGAAGUUUGGUAUGACAACUAUUGCUCACAGAGAUGUGAGUGUGAGGAAGAAAAUGACGGAGAGAUUCAGUGCGAGGAAUAUGAAUGUGAUACAGAUCAGAUAUGUCACAUGACUGAGCAGGGAGAAUACAGUUGCCAGGAGACUGAUUUCAGCAAGUGCAAAAUCGAUGAUGACCCCGAAUACAAAACCUUUGACAACAUGAAGCACAAGUUUAAGGGCAAGUACUCUUACGUCUUGGUCCAAACCACCACCCUGCCAAGCAACCUUCAGGCCGUUUAUGUGGUUGCCAUCAAUGAAAAAAUAAAAGACAAGAGCAGUGAGGAGGACGACAGCAGUGAUGAAGAUGACAGCAGUGAGGAGGACGAUGAUGAUGACGGUCGUGUUCGUGCUCUGAGAAUCAGAGUUUAUAACCACACUGUGGAAUUUAAAAAGGGCCGUAAAAUCACAGUUGAUGGGUUGAGCGUUAAACCUCCUGUCUCCCCCUCUGGAGGGAUAAAGAUUUGGGAACGUUCUUCUCGGGUCUAUCUGAAGACUGACUUUGGACUCUCUGUGGAGUUUAAUGGCAAAGGCAAAGCAGAGGUCACUCUUCCCCACACAUAUAAAAGGAAGAUUGGAGGUCUCUGUGGAAAUUUUGAUGACAGCAGCAAAAAUGAUAUGAUGAAGCCAAAUCGGGAGCAGGCAAAGAAUCUGAAAGAGUUUGGAGAGAGCUGGAGAGUAACGGACGACAAAAUCAUAGUCCGAUGGAGGCGGUCCUCACUUCAACAGAAAUGGCUUCGGGCUUGAGCUAAAGUAGACGUUUACUUCAAAUCAAAUCCCUUUAUUGUCACUCAACCAUAUACACAAGUGCAACAGUGGGUGAAAGUCUUGGGUGCAGUUCCGAACAACAUAGCAGUAUAACAAUUACAAUAAACAUCUGAUUUACACAACACAGUUUACACAGUUCGGAGCUCGCAGUGCAGCAGCCAUACAUGGCACCAUCUUGUGAACAUACAAGAUGAACGAUCUGCUGACGACACCUGUCAUAACUGAUGCAUUAAUCAGACUAGUUAAGCUUACUAGAUGUGUUAAGAGUUAACACAAAAAUUUAAAUUUCCUAACGUCAUAUCUACUCCUUAUGAAACGUGUCAUUUGUAGGUUUAUUAAUAAUGACUGUUUUACCAUAUCCAAAUGGACAGUAUUGAUUUAUUCUUACAGUAUUUGAAUAAAUAAAAAAGUCCAGUGUUUAACUGUGUGGUUUUUCAAAUGCAUUUGAAUGUAGUCGAUCAACAAAUCUGAGACCACUAGUGAAAAUAUUUAUAUUUAGCAUUUUUCUAAUUUAACAGUAAAAAAAUAAAUAAUUUUUUUAAUAAUCAUUUACUCACCCUCAUGUUGUUUGAAACAUGUACAACUGUCAUUUUUUUUUUCUGUAGAACACAAUAGAUGUUACGCAGAAUGUUAGACUGACAGACUCAGUUAACAUUUACUAUCACUGUAAAAGAAAAAAGAUGAAAGCAAUAAAAGUGAAUGGUGACUGAGA
Myxocyprinus asiaticus (Chinese sucker) is the source of this 4773-nucleotide messenger RNA. RefSeq names its product MAM and LDL-receptor class A domain-containing protein 1. The coding region runs from base 99 to 4040 and encodes 1313 amino acids. Gene Ontology annotation, cellular component: membrane. The record is from RefSeq and is a predicted model, not a curated record. NCBI's taxonomy places the organism in Eukaryota, Metazoa, Chordata, Actinopteri, Cypriniformes, Catostomidae. Gene Ontology annotation, biological process: nervous system development. The transcript is spliced from 24 exons.